This is a messenger RNA of Bombus impatiens (common eastern bumble bee), 5748 nucleotides long. RefSeq names its product histone-lysine N-methyltransferase SETD1 (gene Set1). Gene Ontology annotation, molecular function: RNA binding; protein binding; histone H3K4 methyltransferase activity. The coding region runs from base 1078 to 5589 and encodes 1503 amino acids. The transcript has 10 exons. Gene Ontology annotation, cellular component: Set1C/COMPASS complex. NCBI's taxonomy places the organism in Eukaryota, Metazoa, Arthropoda, Insecta, Hymenoptera, Apidae. The record is from RefSeq and is a predicted model, not a curated record.
CGUGGAUUAAAUACUACACAUUGUAUGGGAAGAAGAUUUUCAGCAAUUAUUUUGCAAUACUGUCGUUAAGCAUUUAAUUACCUUUGCAAAUUAUUGGUAAAUAUACAGAAUGCCAGCGGUAGGCGAGAUUUUCGACUAUCUUUUCAACUAUACGAAAAUUUGUGAAUCAAGACAGAGUAGGAAACGAAAAAAAAUGUUGAAUAUUUUGGCUCCGUUAUCCGUUUACUUUGGACUUUCAUUUUGGAUACUUUAACGUAACAAUUUUCAUCGAGGAAUGUUAGAAACGUUAUUUCACGGAUAACACAAAAAUAUCUAUUCUCGUAGAAAAUGUUAAUAUGAUUUGUUUAGUAAAAUGAUUAAAAGAACCGUCAUGUUCUUUAUAACAAGGAUGGCGUCAUCUGAAUCUCUGUUCGCGUAGUUUUGUUAAAGCUAUGAUUUCGUUGAAUAACCACAAAUGCAUCCUAAAGAUUAUGUUCAAGUGGAAUAAGUUUCACUGAAUUAGGUAAUUUGCAUACCGUUGUUCGUAGUACUGAUUGUUAGUUGUGAAAAUUUAGGAAAAUCAGGGCGCAGUGCGUUGUGCUUAACAGUCAAACAUUGAGGUAGUUUUGCGCUGGUGUGUCGGAGAGGUAGUAUCAAUAAAUCCGUAUAUUUUUCACUAAGAAAAAUCAACGAAGAAUAAAGAAAAGACAAGUAUCAAGGCCGAUGCAUAAAUCACGUGCAUAUAGUAAAUACGACACUAUACGAGCAAGUUGAAAAAUUACAAGUUUUUGAAAAAACCGGAACAUACCUCUGUAAAAUUUAAGGGCUGUGUUUUUCCACAAAAAAGUCUUGACUCGAUCGAAAUUUAUACAAGAAAAUCAAUUUGAAGGACAUGAUAGAAAGAAUUCUUUUUACGAAAUGAUUGUCAUAUUGUUUCUUCGCACUAAACUCCAACCUAAAAACUUCGAAAUGUUUAAGGUUAUGUUUUAUUGAAACAUGAAUUUCUUGCAUUAACUAGCAAAGCAAUUUACCUGACAAACAAAAACAAACUGGACGUAAGUUAAAACAAUUUAUAUGAGUGGAUAAUGCUUGGAGGCAAUGAACGGAAUGGAGAGACAUGGACAUGGACACGGACAUUCACAUGCACAUUCGCAUCGUCAUCGUCACUCACAUGGAAAUUUACAAAAUGUAUCUCAAAACUCCAGUCAAUCAUCAAAACAUAGCCAUACUCAUACGCUGCAUUUGCAAAAAGAUACAUCUGUGGUUCAAACACCUCAGAAACCAAGGAAUUAUAAGUUAUUAGUUGAUCCAUUCUUAGUAAAGGGUGCAACAAAAUUAUAUAGAUACGAUGGCAUGGUUCCAGGAGAUCCAACCUAUCCUGAAGUUCAACCUCGGGACCCUAGAUCUCAGUUAACAAGAAUUUGGACACGUUUAGAACAACUUGACUUACCUGUACCUAGAUUUAAGAUUGACUCUAAUUACUGCGGUGAACCUCCUCCGCUGGAAGUAACGUUCUGUCAUUUAAAUGAUAAUAUUGAUAAAACUUUUUUAUCAGAUAUGGUUCAAAAAUUUGGAGCUGUAGAAGAACUUAUUGUUUAUUAUCAUCCUGUAACUAACAAGCAUCUUGGAAUUGCGAGAGUGGUGUUUGAAACUACGAAAGCUUCAAAAGCUUGUGUAGAAAAAUUAAAUAACACGUCUGUGAUGGGUAAAGUUUUAAAAGUAUUUCUUGAUGCAUUUGGGGAGGAGUGUAAAAAGAUCUAUGAUGAAUUAACUAUGGAAAAAAAACCAGAAAAGAAAAUUGAGAAAGAAAUAAAGUGUGAAAAUGAUCAAGGGAAGCAAACUCCAAUUGAAAAAAUUAUUAGUGAAGAAAGAGAUGAUUUCAGAAGUAAUAAAAAGAUAUCCAAUAUAGAAAAAUCAAGAGAUAUCUACAUAGAAAAUUCAAGAUACAACAAAUAUAGAGAUUAUCCUACUCCUAGUGGCAGUGCAGGAAGUGAUUUAGGAUAUGGUACUGCGCCUAGUGAAUUAAAUUAUUCUAGUAAUUAUUCUCAAAAUUCUACUCCAGCUACAAAUUAUGAUUUUUAUUAUAGUAGUUAUCAUCAUCAACCUCCAAAUAAUUAUUUAGCAAAUAUACCACAAAAUGUAUCGCAAAAUCUUUCAAUGCAGCAAAAUUCGGGUAUAUGGUGGGGAAAUAAUACAGGGACGGCAAGUUAUGCAUCAUCUUCUAUGUGGCCUGUUCAACAUGGGACAAAUUUAGAUAAUUCUAAUUCUAAUCCAGUUUCAGUUUCUAAGGCUUCUAAUGUAAAGCUACAUCAUACACCUAAGAAAGAGAAAGAAAAUCAAAAUGUAACAAAAAAUUCAUCACGAGAUUCACCAAUAGAGACUCGCAAAACAUUAGAUUUGGAUACUAGAAUCGCGAUGUUAUUGAAAGACAAAGCAGGAGGAAUGGCACCACCUUUCCUACAGUUUGGUAGCGAUUCUGAGGAUGAAAAAAAGUCUAUCACUGCAGAUAAUGAGAUGCUCUCAGAACCACCAAGCCCUUUUCUCUCUCAUGAAACAUACAAAUCGUGUUUUGAAAAAAUGAGAGAAAGGAAUAAAGAACGAUGGAAAGUACAUGAAAAUAGCAUGAAUCAAAUUUCUGUUGAUGAAGAUUUAGGUAGCGUUAUAAGUUCGAGCGAAGAUGAAGCAUUACUGGGAAGUUAUAGUCCUGCACCAGAUGAAAUCGAACCAGAACCACCAAAAGAGCCGCCACCUCCACCUCCACCAGAUGAUGAUAGAAUGUCAUUAAGUCCAUUAAGUUCAGGGGAUGAAAAAAUUGAAGAGGUUAUAGCUCAAACAGAACCUACAAGUCAGAUAUAUCCAGGAGCUGGCUAUCCUGGACAUUUAACUCAUUAUUCUACCAGUGAUAUGUACCAUUGGCCAAGACCAGCACAAUAUCCGUACCCUUAUGGAACAACAACAUAUUUACAAAGUCAUUAUCAACCAAAUACUACAUCAUUUUCUGGCACAGUAGGGAAUCAUCAAGGAGCUAAUUAUUAUCCAUCUUUUCAAUCGAGACUUCAUGCUAUGGCAAAUCAUAAUAUUACGAAAGAUAAUCCACAAGGUCCUACUAUUAAUGGUGUAUUAAACAGAGUUGUAAAUGAAUUAAAACAAAUUCUAAAAAGGGAUUUUAACAAAAAGAUGAUUGAAAAUACUGCGUUCAAACUGUUCGAAGUAUGGUGGGACGAAAAGAAAUCAGAGAAAAUUCAAAAUCAAGGAGGCGAGAACACCAUUAUUAAUAACAGUAAUAAGGAAGAAGGACAGAAACCUCAAGGAUUAUCAUUACUUUUAGAACAAGGAACUCCACUUGGAUUUAAUUACGAUGGAUUUGGUCUGGGCAUUAGAGCCAGCAUGCCAAAGAUGCCUUCUUUCAGGCGCAAAAUCAAAGCUCCAAGCCCAUUACCACAGGACGAAGAUAGUCGUCAGUCUGAUCAUGGUGACACAGAACUUAUAGGGAGCGAUAGCGAUCUUGACCUAGCAUCAGUACAAAAAGUUAAAAGGCCAGUUACUUCUCUUCCAAGCGUUUCUUCGUCAUCUUCCUCGUCAUCCUCGUCGAGUGAGAGUAGUAGUGAAGAAAUGAGUUGCAGUGAAUCUUCCAGUAGUUCGAGUGAUAGUUCCGAUGAAGAAGUAUGUUCUGGAAACUUUGAAGAUGAGCAAGAUACAGACAGUCGUUUGUCAGAUCAUCGUCCACUGGCCUGUAACAGUGAAGAUCCUGAUAUUCUAAUGGAACUCGCAAUUCAGAGAUCGUUAGAUUGUCCAACCCCUACUGGUAGAGAGACACCAGUACCUAAUAUUGAAAUAAAAGAUGUAAAUUCGAAUGAAUUCCCACAGUGUGAUAAUGAAGCUAGCCCUGUAUCAUCUCCAUUGAAAUAUGAAAGUGAUAAAGAUGACAUUGAGAAGACAAAUGAAAUAUCUGUCAAUGAGGAUUAUCUUGAAAAGGUUCGAACAGUGCAUGAAGAGAUGGAAAAAAAGAAUGUGGAAGAUGAGAUACAAAGAAAAGUAAAGAGUACUUUAGUAACACCAGGUAAACAAGAACCAUGUGAUAUACAAAAAAUGGAAAAUUCUGCAGCAGAAGCUUUGAUAACAUUAGCUGGCCAAGAUAAUAUUAUAAGGCAUAGAAGUCCGGGACCUGUACAACCAAAUAUUAUUAGAGCUCUUCAAACUAUGUCUGCUAAGUACAUUAACGACGAACCUAUAUUAAAAGAAUCAGAAAAGAUCGAAAUGUUUAGUGAAAUACCUACCACCGAUUCAGAGGAAGAAAGCUUAGAAAUUAGAAGAUUAAGGUAUCAAGCUGAAGCUGACCUCCGACUUAAUGGUCAACAGAGUCCUAAAAAUUCUCAAGCUUCACAAGUGUUUAUGGAGCAUUCGUAUUCAUUACCACCAACACAAUCAGAAAUAACGAAGUCCGUAAUUCGUACACCUUCGACACCAAUGAAACCAGUGAAACUUAAAUCCUCAAAGAUUAUGAAAUUAUCGAAGAGUAAAGACAAGAUACACAAAGUAGAGAAACGAAAAUACAAUAAAUACACGAAGAUACAUGCUCAUCAAAAUCAUGAAGGAGAGAAAGAGAAUAUUGAAAAUGAAUAUGUUUAUGAGAAAUAUCCAAAGAAAGUUGAGGAGCCACUUGUUACAUACAAAGAACGCGAUCUUAUGUCGGAGAUGGCUAUUUUGUAUGAAUUUUUAACCAGAGGAAUAGAUGCAGAGGAUGUAGAAUAUUUAAGACGAAGUUACGAGGCUUUGUUGGCCGAUGAUAGUCAAGGUUAUUGGUUAAAUGACACGCAUUGGGUUGACCAUCCUCCAACUGAUAUUCCAAGUCCUGCGAAACGCAGAAAGAGAGAUGAACUUAGAUUACAUACGAGUGGAAGUGCAAGAACAGAAGGAUAUUAUAAGGUUGAUGUACGAGAAAAAGCUAAACAUAAGCAUCACUAUGCGCAAAGUAUACAACGAAGUAACGACGUUGAGGAUAGUAAUGGUCCUUAUGCUGGUAGUGAUGGAAUAAUGAAUGGUCCAAAGAACAAUACUAAAGCUUUAACUGGCAAAAUGCAAGCUCUGUCUCGUGAGGCCCGAAGUAAUCAACGUCGAUUAUUAACAGCUUUCGGUAUCGAUACUGAUAGCGAUCUUCUUAAAUUUAAUCAAUUGAAAUUUAGGAAAAAACAAUUGAAAUUUGCUAAAUCUGGUAUACAUGACUGGGGUCUAUUUGCUAUGGAGCCAAUUGCUGCUGAUGAAAUGGUUAUUGAAUAUGUUGGACAAAUGAUCAGGCCAGUUGUUGCUGAUUUACGAGAGUCUCAGUACGAAGCUACCGGUAUCGGUAGCUCCUACCUUUUCCGUAUUGAUUUAGACACGAUUAUCGAUGCAACAAAAUGCGGAAAUUUAGCACGGUUCAUUAAUCAUAGUUGCAAUCCGAAUUGUUAUGCAAAAGUAAUUACGAUCGAAAGCCAAAAGAAAAUUGUAAUCUAUAGUAAACAGCCGAUAGGAGUUAACGAGGAAAUCACGUACGACUAUAAAUUUCCAUUGGAAGAUGAUAAAAUCCCUUGCCUAUGUGGAGCUCCUCAAUGUCGGGGUACUCUCAAUUGAAUCGUUCAUAAAACUAUAUUGUUCAUCCCUUUUCCUGUCUUCUACAUUUCAUCAUACCCUACUCAUAUUUUUGUAAAUAUUUCCCCAUGUAAACAUUUUAUAAAAUGCAAUGGAAAAAUGCUAAAUUAUGUUAAUAUGAAACUCCUCUUUUUUAACAUC